AUGGUCAGAUACAUUCAGCCCAAGGCAGAGCAUUUGGAAUCACACGGGCAACUCAAAUGUCUGGCCGUGCAUCACUUUUGUGUAGUAGAUGUAGAAAAAGUCCGAGUAGACAACGGUCUGGAGAAUACCGGCCAAAACAGCCACGUAGUCGAAGCUUCCUUCAAAGAAGUACCGGUAGAUCCAGUUGGGAAUGUACAAUGCUCUGUAAAUGCCCAAGGCGAAAAUGUAAUGGGUGGUGAUGUUUUCGGCAGAGCCUGUUCUUUGCAACAUGUACAACUGUGGGAUAAUGGCCACGGCCUCCAACCAGAUGGAAAAGGCCCACGUCAAUUCCCGGAAAGAGUAGGCGUGGUUGAAAACCAACGUCACUAUGGAAACGGGAAUAAGCAAGAAUUUGAGUGGGAACGUAUCUAUGUCCUCGCGGAUAGUGCGGUGGUACUUCUUUGCCAUCAAGUAAACGGUGUAUGCCGAGGACAGAAGGAAGAAAAGCUUCAUGAGCGUGUUGUAAAGCGAAACAUAGCUGGUGAACAAGUCUAG
Clavispora lusitaniae ATCC 42720 is the source of this 534-nucleotide messenger RNA. The record is from RefSeq and is a predicted model, not a curated record. Lineage: Eukaryota; Fungi; Ascomycota; Pichiomycetes; Serinales; Metschnikowiaceae.